This is a messenger RNA of Lathyrus sativus (Indian pea), 306 nucleotides long. NCBI's taxonomy places the organism in Eukaryota, Viridiplantae, Streptophyta, Magnoliopsida, Fabales, Fabaceae. The record is from the annotation of a GenBank genome assembly.
AUGCUCCAUAAGCAACUUCAGUGGAUUGGAUGCCCAAAGAAGACUACUCGUGAUAUAAUUUCUGUGAAAGCAACCAAGUGGUGCUCAAAGUGGGAAGAAUGUCUUAAAGAUCCAAGUUCGCAUCCGUUCAAAGUUGUAACUGGUGAAGAAGGGAACUCCAAGGAAAUUUUAGACGAAGAAGAUGAAAAGCUGAAAAGUUUGAAGGAUGAGUUCGGGAAUGAGCUGCAUGAUGCAGUAGCUACAGUUCUGAAGGAGUUAAAUGAGUACAACCCUAGUGGUAGGUAUCCAAGACCGGAACUCAUGUAG